GUGGAGUUUUGGGGAGGUUGUUAGGGUGAUGUAGUUUGUAGUGGGAAGGGUUUGAUGGUUGAGAAUUAAGACCAUUUGUUGAAGAAAGAGGUGGUAUUUAAUUUGAAAUUUUUAAGUAUUAAGAAAAUUCAUGUCUAGAAUUAUCUAGAUAGCAGCUUUGACAAAGCCAUAUUUCAAUUUAGGACACAAAUUGUAAAGAGACUACUUGAAGUAAUACUCAAAGACAUUUUAAAACUAACUCUGAAACAGGAGGAUUUGGUGAUAUUGAUGCAGAAGUAUUAUCUAAUCUUACCUGGACAUCUUUGUACUUCGUUCGAAUACCUCAAUACAAGAAAUGUAGAUAUGCUUCGAUCAGCCUUUUACGAAUCCAAACGCUCUAUUCAAUGGAACUACCUAUUCAAACUCACAGAUCACGGAUCAAAUCCCAAAAUUUCCUAAAUUUAACACUUCAACUACCCCA
Molecule: messenger RNA, 460 nt
Organism: Moneuplotes crassus
Lineage: Eukaryota; Ciliophora; Spirotrichea; Euplotida; Euplotidae
Source: the annotation of a GenBank genome assembly